Oryctolagus cuniculus (rabbit) is the source of this 2104-nucleotide messenger RNA. The record is from RefSeq and is a predicted model, not a curated record. NCBI's taxonomy places the organism in Eukaryota, Metazoa, Chordata, Mammalia, Lagomorpha, Leporidae.
GCGGGGAAGCCGGAGCACCAUGGGCUGUGUGAACUUGACCCUGGGGGCUCAUCAAAGGCAACUCAGAGGAGCAGACGUGCUCCAACACAGAAGAGGCCCUGCCUGUCACACACCCGAUGUUAGCUGUCGUGAGGACACACAGAUGCGCCCAGCCCCACACGACUUCCGGGACUUUCCUUCCCAUCUUUCCCUCCAUGUAGGAUUUUCUCGUUGCCACAGUUACCAGGGGUGAAGCCGAACCUUCUCGCCCAAUCCUGAAGGUGCAGACUGCGGAGCUGCAAGGAAGGCCCACGGAGAGGCGGAGGUGCCAUGGACCCAGAGGACGAAAGCUCCAUCGCCCACAUCGUCAGGUAUUUCCAGGACGAGGUGAGCAGAGAGGACCUGCAGCUCCUGCUGACGGAAGACGAAGCCUGGCAGAUAUUCGUGAAGGAGGCGGAGUUGUCCGGGGAUGAGGCAGAGUCGCUGCGUGAUGCUCUGACGGAGUUUGCGACAGACGUGGACUUGGACGUGGAGGACAAAGUCGCGCUCCAGAAGUACCUGCUGGAAAGGGAGAGGUUUUUGAACGAGUUUCCUCAGGCGAAAGCCGAGCUGGAGGAGUGCAUAGCAAAGCUGCACGCCCUUGCAGAUAAGGUUGACCAGGUGCACCGGAACUGCACCAUCUCCAACGUGGUGGCCACCAGUGCUGGCGCUGUCUCUGGCAUCCUGACCAUCGCUGGCCUGGCUCUGGCCCCUGUGACAGUAGGGGCCAGUCUGGCGCUCACAGCAACGGGAUUGGGGCUGGGGACAGCAGCUGCGGUGACCGGAGUUUCCACCAGCAUUGUGGAGCACGCUACCACCAUCUCAGCCGAAGCCGAAGCCGGCCGCCUGACGUCGACCAGCGUCAAGAAGGUGGAGAAGGUGGCCGAGGCCGUGGGUCAGAGCGUGCCCAAAGUCAUUGCCAUAACCAAGUCUUGCAUCCAAGUCCUGCAAGGCAUCGGGAAGAAUGUCCGUGCCCUCAAGAUAGCCCAGACCAACUCCCGCUUAGUGGCCAGCGCCAAGCGCCUCAUGACCACUGGGAAAAUCUCAGCCCGGAGCAGCAGGCAGGUCCAGAGAGCCUUUGGCGGCACCGCACUGGCAAUGAGCAAGGGAGCCCGCAUGAUGGGUUUCGCCACCGCAGGCAUCUUCCUUCUGAUGGACGUGGUCACCCUGGUGAAAGAGUCGCAGCACCUGCACGAGGGGGCCAAGUCCAAGUCGGCUGAGGAGCUGAGGGAGCGGGCCCAGGAGCUGGCCAGGAAGCUGCAGGAGCUCACGGAGAUCCAUAGAAGCCUGCAGCCGGACCCAAUGCAGUGGAUGCUGUGACUCCCGGGCGGCGCCGGGGGUGGGGGUGGGGUGCGCUGACCACAGCCUGGGCAAACAGAAACAUCUUAGAGGGACAAAGGGAGCGAGAUCACAUCUAUGGAACUUGAACACCAGGCCGGGAGAAUGCAGGUGGCAAAUGGGGUCCAAGAGAAAGCGGAAGCCUGGAGCCCGGACUGCGGAGGGGGAGGGGCGCUAUUCACUGAGGACUGAUGAACAGAGUGGGGCCGUGGAGAGGGGGAGGCACGCGGGAGCGAGCCCCAAGAGUCAAAAAUGGGAGAAAACCAGAGACUUGGACUGGUUGGGAGGUGGAAGAAGCAAUGGUGGCCGCCCUGCUGAUGCUGUCCCUGGCCGGAUGUCCCAGCCAGGGGGAAGCCUCUCCCUGGGGUUGCUCUCCAGGGCGGCCUCCUCCACCAGUGGGCUUGUCUCGGGAGUGGGACGGUGGGCAUGGUGGCAGCAGGAGUGAGGCACGGGGCACGUGAGCAGAGUGCGCUGUGGACCAGCCCAGUGCCAGGGAAGCUCCUAACGCCAUGACGUAAUAGCGGUUGCUUUCCAGGGGAAAAAGUGCGAAGCCAGGUGCAGGAACAGGCCGUGCUGGGGAGCCCGAGCAGCUUGGGUACAGAGAUGCCGCCCCCCUGAGCCUGUUCCUUCAUCGGCUUGGGGACGGGUGCUGGAGACGACCACAGCUCAGAUCCGGCGGCCUCUGCUCCCCUUGCAUCCAGGCAAUGCAUUGGCUCCGGGUUAAUAAAAGUUGGCCGAGUUGCAGAGA